GACCACAUCUUGAAAUCCAGAGAAACCUGAAAAUAUAUAGUAAUUAGGUAUGUAGGUGGGCGUGUAAAACAAAGCGGGUGGGACGUGGAAGAAGGUACAUCCGGCUCAUUAUUGCCCCAUCAACUAAUCACUUAUUAGGUCUGGUGGAAAGUAAUUCUUCCAUGACUUCAUUGCAUUCACAGGUGAUCGGCUACUCUUGAUUUGGGUUAGGGUUUUGUAGUAAUUAUAUCAGCAUCGCGUUGUCCCAUCCCAAUCCCAUUUCCUUCUUGUGGUCAAGCUCUGUUUUUUAUCUCCAAAACUAAAUGCGAGUCCAAAUGGUAUUAACGUUGAUCCAGAUUUCAAGUUAAAAUAAGUAUGUUUCUGGUCUGGUGGGCUUCAAGUCUUGUCGGGAACUUUUCUGGGCCAAAUUCCUAUUUAGUUUUUCAUCAGCUCCACACCCUAAUUGUGAUGCUAUCGACGUCUUCCUUUGCAUGUUUGGUCAUAUUCAAAGGGCCGGGAGAAUACUUCAUACGGUUUCAAUUUUUUCAAGCCUCAUCGAUCAGUGUUCUUCGUCAUCAAACCCUUCGAAUUCUCUGAGAUUAGUUCAUGCCCAGUUGGUAAAGUUCGGUUUAAGUUCCAAUACAUUUUUGGCUAAUCGCUGCAUCGAUCUUUACUGCAAAUCCGGGUGUGGAAGUGAAGCUUUGAGGGCAUUUAAUGAACUUCCGAAUAAAAAUAUUGUAUCUUGGAACUUAUACUUGAAGGCGUGCGUUAAAUAUUUUGGUGCUGAAAAAGCACACAAUGUGUUCACUGAAAUGCCCGAGAGAGAUGUUGUGAGUUGUAACACAAUGAUUUCGGGCUAUGUUUCGAGUGGAUUCGUAGGUGAUGGAUGGGAACUCUUUUUCAAAAUGCAGGAUUGCUAUGUUAGGUGGACUCACUUUACUUUUUCAAUCAUGUUAUCUUGUGUAGAGUGUGGUAAUCAUGCCAAGGAAAUGCAUGGAUGUAUAAUGAGGCAUGCUGAAUGUUAUUCCCAUUUGGUUGUUGGUAAUUCCUUGAUAGAUGCGUAUGGGAAGCUUGGCCUCGUGGAUUAUGCGCUUGCUGUGUUUCUGAGCAUGAAGAAUGUGGAUCUAAUUUCUUGGAACUCCUUGAUUUCUGCUUGCUGUAAAUCUGACAAUGACAAUUUUGCUGUGCGCAUAUUCUGUUUGAUGAUAAGUAGAGGUUUCAAAGUGGAUGAGUAUACAGUCUCUGCAAUGCUCGCUGCUGCGUCCAACUUGCAGAAUUUGGAAAGUGGAAAACAGAUGUUUUGUCUUUCUGUAAAGAUGGGGUUUCUUCGGAAUACAAUCGUUUCAAGUGCCGCAAUUGAUAUGUUCUCCAAAUGCAACAGAAUGCAGGCUGCUCUCUGUCUAUUUCAGGAAUCACACAUACUUGAUUCAGCUAUCUGCAAUUCAAUGAUUGCUUGUUAUGCAAACCAUUAUGCAGAGGAGAAUGCUCUCGAGCUUUUUGUGUCUUCUUUCAGGGAAGGUAUCAGACCAACAGAAUUUACACUAAGCUGUAUUAUUCACUCUGCUGCAGAACUUUUUCCACUGGAGCAGGGCACUCAGCUUCAUUCUUUAGUGGUAAAAACAGGGUUAGAAUUGGAUGCAGUUGUGGCUAGUUCUCUUGUCAAUCUGUAUGGCAAACAAGGAUUAAUUGAGUCUGCAACAAAUAUUUUCUUAGAUAUGGUAUUUAGAGAUUUGAUAGCGUGGAAUACCAUGUUACAUGCGUUGACUCACAAUGGAAAGUUUGUUGAAGCUAUUCAAUUCUUUGAAAACCUACUUCAAAGUGGUUUGGGUCCCGAUCAAAUAUCCUUCUCUGGUGUUCUUUUGGCUUGCAGAUACGGUAGGUUUAUUGAGGAAGGCAUGGCUUUUUUAUUUGCUAUGCAAAAGCAGUACGGGGGUUGGCCAAUAACUGAGCAUUAUGCCUAUGUUGUGGACAUGAUGAUUCAGGCCGGUAGAAUUAAUGAAGCUGUUUAUUUAUUGCACAUGAUGGAAUGUGAACCUAAUGAUCUUAUUUGGGAAUCAAUACUUUGUGCCUGUUGGGAUUAUGGGAGUGCAGAGCUCAUUGAACAAGCUGCAAAUAGGAUGAUUGAGCUUGAAACAAAAUCAUCGCUUCCCUACUUGGUUUUGGAUAAACUUUAUGAAAAAACAGGUAGAUGGGAAAGCCUUGCUCGAGUGAGGAGGAAGAUGAAAAUGAGAAUCACAGAGGAAGUAGUUGACUGCAGUUGGGUUGGUAUAAGAGGCCAUAUCUAUUCUUUUACAGCAAUUGAAAUGAUUCAUUAUGGCCGGGAGGAUAUUUCCUCAAUUCUGGGUUUAUUAAAGCAAGAAAUUUCAAUGGAAACCAAUGCUUGUUUCAAAUAAUACAGUGAGUAAAUUGGUAUGCAAAGCAGAGAUUUGUCUAUUCUUAGUUUGGUAAUCCCAAGUAUUGAACAACAGGCGGGUAUGAUUCUGUUCACAUAGAUAAUGGUUUCCAGACGGUAAGGAAACGUAACUACAGGGGAAUAACUCAUUAAAGGCACAAGAAAUCAGUUCGAGUGAUGUGAAAGUUGAUUUUUUGCCUUCGUGAUGUUUGUGAAAGACCACCAUUCUGCUGCAGUUGUCGCAAUCACUAGGGCUAGAUACAAUUGAGAAACUUUCUGAUGUAUAUGCUUUGUAUGAAUCCAUUAAAGAAUCUACAAAGAGACAGCUCUGCUAUUUUGUUAUAUCAAUGUCUGAACACUUCCUCUUGGUUUUUACUUUAGCAAGAGCACAAAAAGGGAUAUGGACUAAUACAGAUAGUACAAAUUGCUACAAGAUGAUUUUUUGUUAAUUUGCUCUCGGUGUGAUAUGGUUUAUGUACUCAACCUAGUUUUCCUCCAACAAGAGGACAAUGCUAGACAAAUCUUUUGUAAACUUGAGUUUGCUUGAAAGGUAUCGAUCUCGAUCUAUUGUUUUUAUCUGUUGUCUCUCUCUAAUUUGAUAUAAAGUACAAUA
Messenger RNA from Andrographis paniculata, 2984 nucleotides. Its product is annotated as pentatricopeptide repeat-containing protein At1g43980, mitochondrial. Bases 471 to 2372 code for a protein of 633 amino acids. Gene Ontology annotation, biological process: RNA modification. The transcript has a single exon. Lineage: Eukaryota; Viridiplantae; Streptophyta; Magnoliopsida; Lamiales; Acanthaceae. The record is from RefSeq and is a predicted model, not a curated record. Gene Ontology annotation, molecular function: RNA binding; protein binding.